AAAUUAACUAUGUUUGCAUUUCAGUUUCAAUUGUUUUAUCCUCAAAAUGGAACCAGAAAAAAUAAAAAAUUUAGACGAAUUGAUUAAAAAAUACCACGGUGAAAAUGUGCAAAUUGUGGAUAAAAAGAUGACGAAUUUAACAGCCCCCGGUGAAAAUUACCUCAGUGAUAUAUUUAAACUCGAUGUUACUAUUAAAAAUAAAAAUGGUAAUGAAAGUAUCGAGCACUACGUUGCCAAAUCAGUUUUGAUAAAACCCGAUAUGUCAUCUGAUAUGAAUGUUGAAAUUUUUAAAAACGAAAUAUUAUUUUACACGACGGUUAUUCCUACGAUACGACAAUUUGCUAAAGAACAUGGUCUGCAAGACAAGGACGUUUUCCCAGAAUUGAUUGCGGCGAGAAUGAAUUUAGAUCAUACAGAUAAAACAGAUGAAAAUGCUGUUCUAAUUCUGGAAAAUUUGGCGGAAAAAGGUUAUAAAAACGCUGAUAGGCACAUAAGUUUCGAUCUAGACGGCGCUAAAUUGAUCCUGUCAGAUCUCGCUAUUUUCCACGCUAUACCGUUGGCUAUGAAAAUCCAGAAACCAAAAUUGUUUGAGGAGAAUAUCGCAAAGAUUUGUAAACUACCAACUCCUCCUAAUAAACGUGGUGAAAUGAACCCAUCCUCGCCACCGAAUCCUCUUCAAGGAGGGGACAAAGAUGAUAAAAUGAAACCUCCAAAUCUAGUGCCUCUUUUAACCGAAGUAGCCAAAGAAGAUAUUUUUUGUAGAAAUCACGUCGAUAAAUUGGAAAAAUUCAUAAUAGAUAUGGAAAAGAAAAUGAUAGAAGAAUUUGGCGCUAAAACAGAUCCCAGCUUACCUUUUGCAACUUUGUGUCAUAAUGACAUGUGGGUAAAUAAUACAAUGCAACGUUCCGAACAAGGAAAGUUCGUAAAAAAUAAAUUUGUAGAUUUCCAAAUGUGUAGCGUGAGUGAACUAUUUUCGGAUUUAAUAUUUUUCCUUUUCAGUAGUGUAGAUUUAAUCACCCUUGAAAACCAUUUUGAUUAUUUGAUAAUGUUUUAUCACGAAUGCUUCAUUAAAAUUUUGGAAAAGUGCAAAUGCGACGUCGCUCCUUACGCUUAUAACAAAUUUAUGAUGAAAAUUAAGGAUGCCAUUCCUUCGAAGUUCUUGCACAUCAUGGUUAUGAAUUUUUUUAUUAUUUAUGCUAAAAAGGGAGUGAUGGGGGGCCCAUUCAGAAUGAAAGAAUUGACAUCUAGUGAAACACAUGCAAUAGCUAAAAAGAAAUUCCUAUUUUUAUUCAGAAAAUUGAUUGAAAACGAUUGGAUUUAAAUUUUUUGAAUCAAUUUAUUUCCUGAACAGUUUAUUUCGUAAUAAAAAUCGUAAAAAUUUGUAAGAAUGUCCGGAAUAUUUGUUAUUACAUAAGAUACGUAUCAAAACAAGUUAUUUACAUAGUCUUUCGAUAGAGUGCACUGUACAACAACCAUAUUAUGUUUGUUUUUAUUUUUUAGGUUGGCCACAAAGUAAUUUCGUUUUUGUAGUAUAAAAUAACACACUUGUUUUCAACAAACAAUAGUUUCUAAUCAAUUAUGUUUUUUCAUUUUCCAAUGACCUUUUGCCAUAUUUCUUUCAGCUCAUAAAAUUUCCAGUCCUUAUCGGAAAAAAACUGAUCCAGAUACGAUUGAAAGACAUCGUCAUUUGUAAAAGUUCAAAAAAUUCUGCAAACUUCGAAAUAAAUGGUAAUAAAUUGUGCCAAAUCAGGGCUGUAUGGGGGAUAUGGCAUCACUUCUGGCCGUUUUAAUCUGAUCGCUUCAUCCAGUUUCAUGAAUUAUUGAUCAGAAUUGAUAGUUUGGUUCCUUAGAUUUAGCACAAGAAACCCACCAACUUUUUUGCUGUUGUCCAGGUUUCGAUGUGGUUUGUGCUGGUUCAUCGUGUUUGCUCCAUGAUAGUUUUCGAACUAUGUUAAUGUACAGGAUGCAUUUUUCAUCUCCAGUGAUGAUUCUUUUCAAGAAAGGGUCAGUUUCAUUUCGUUUAAGGUGCGUAUCGAAAAUGUUGAUACAUUCAAUUCGCGAGGUUCCCAAAUAUCAAGCUUCUUAACUAACUCAAGACAUUAUAAGUGUUUUUCAAUUAUUGUGUGCUAUAGAUAUAGCCUCUUCGCAACCUCUCGAACAAUUUUAUGACGAUUCUCUUCAAUUAUGAUUUUGAUUUGGUCAUCAUCAACUUCGGAAUCAACCAUCUGGAAAGUUGCUCAUUUUUGAGGAAAAAAUCUCCAGAACCGAAUUUUUUAUACCACAUAUUUCUUUGUGAGCCGCAGCAAAAUAAAUUAUUCAAAAAAUAAAGCGAGGCUCUCUAUCAGUAAAAAGCGAAAGUACUUAGUUGCCAACCUUAUAUUUUAUUCCAAAUUUAUUUCACUUUCCAUUUCGACAAUAUUAAUAUUUUAAAGGGGGUUCACAUCCACUGCUUCAUAUAAUUUUAAGAUCCACGUUUGGCAGCUUUAUGAUAUUGAAAUGAAUGUUUUAAUAAUAGUCUUGCGAUUUCGAUUUUAAGAUAUUUAUUUGCUAAUAAAACACAUUUUUUUUAAAUAUU
This is a messenger RNA of Diorhabda sublineata, 2575 nucleotides long. RefSeq lists its product as uncharacterized. The transcript is spliced from 2 exons. The record is from RefSeq and is a predicted model, not a curated record. The coding region runs from base 47 to 1321 and encodes 424 amino acids. Lineage: Eukaryota; Metazoa; Arthropoda; Insecta; Coleoptera; Chrysomelidae.